Molecule: messenger RNA, 4398 nt
Organism: Tachysurus fulvidraco (yellow catfish)
Lineage: Eukaryota; Metazoa; Chordata; Actinopteri; Siluriformes; Bagridae
Product: echinoderm microtubule-associated protein-like 1
Exons: 7
Coding region: 1457-2587 (376 amino acids)
Source: RefSeq, a predicted model, not a curated record
CUGCAGUGUGAACUUGUGUUAUUCCUAACCAGUAGAGGUCACCAGCAGUCUGAAACAUCAAGUGUUGGUCUUUGUGCUGUCUUUGGUCACUUUGUUGUUUAAUGCCCUUGGCUUGGUUACUCACUGUUCAUAAGGAUCUGUGUUGCAUGCCUCCUGGUGUCUGUGUCUGUCUCGUGUCACAACAAAUGUCCUUGUGUGUUGCCCUGUAGUUGGAUUCAGCUUUGGACUCUGAUCCUCUUUAAAGAUAUUAGUGGUGCGGAGCUCUCAGUGUUGCCUAAGAGUGGGAGGCCCUGAUCAGACAUGUCAAUAAGAUGUGUGUGUAAAGACACAAGCAACAUAAGUACAGAGAAUGAGGUUGUACCACAUUUUAAUGAAAUGCAGUUAUGAUCAUAAUUUUGCAACAAAAUGAGAAAAUAGUGCAACAUUUGGAAAAAUUCCUAUGUAUAAAAUAUUUCUGUUCUUUCUAUACCUUUAGUCAUAAAUCCCAGUAAAACUGAAUACAUGUUGAAGAAUUGUGGGAAAACCAUCCUAAGUAGUUAUGUAAGCAUGAGCUUUGUUAUAAAGAUGAUUUAUAGAGGUUGAAAAUUCUCCAGAAACCUAUAAAUUACAGUGUUUGAGAUCUUGUGGAUGUUUGGCAGUCCAGUAUGAAUUUGGCAUAAGAGCUGUUUUUUAGUCUUCCGUUAGCAUAAUGAUUGUGACACUGAAAAUACAGUCAAGCCUUGUUCGGUUUAGGGUGGAUGGAAAAAAUGCACAAAAUUAUACUUAUGUGAAAGAAUUGUUUCGAAACGUAACUCUGUAAAAUGUGGAGGUCAAAAUGAUAUUUGAGUAAUAUUUGAGUUAAAAAAGACAUGGCUUUAUCUGAAAUCAGAAAUCAGACCAUUGUUUUUCUAAUCAGUCCAUUCUAUUUGAAUAGUUAUUUGAAACUGCAUCAGUGGUUUAGGGUCAGAGGAGAGAGUGAGUAUUUUAUCUCACAAUUAUUUUUAUAGAAAUUGUAAUGAAAUUUAUCAACGUUUGUUGUGCUUCAAUUUUAGUACAUUGUGUACAUGAGAUAAGUUUCAUUUUCAUUCUUUCAUUCAGUUACCUUCAUUAAUUACCCUGUCACUCACCAGACUUGCGGUAGAUCCUGAACCGAUCCUACGAAAAUAGGGGUGUGUAUUUGGGAACAUUGUUGAACACCACAUGCAAACGUAUUUACUGUACAUAUAACAGCAAUUUAAACCAAACGGGUUUUUCUCAAGAACGAUAUAGUUUGAGUUCUAUAUAGUGUUGAGUGCAACACACUUAUUUUUGGUGUAUUGAGUUUGUUGUGUGUUGUGAUUCGAUAUUUGCUGAAAUCCAUUAGCUGUUUAUUCAGUUGGGGCCUCCCCCACAUACACAGUCUCAUUUGUAUAAGGGCUCUUUGGAAUUAAACAUGUCUCUUUAAUCUCCCAGCCCUCAAAAUCCAACCCACACACACAUGCACGUAGACAGCUCAUGUUCGCUCCUGAGGUGGCUUACUAGAGGCAGUAAUCUGGGGGCAGUUACAUCAUUCAUCUCAAAUUGUGUGUAUCUGAGGAUUAAGAAGGUCAAGGGGAGGAGGAGUGUGCAGUGGUGGUGUGGUCUCUGUUAUGCGCUUUUAGUUCAGGACAAUUUAGAGACUUGGACACACAUGAACACAGGGGUUUUUUUGCACACACGCGCUCACCAAGUAGGCCCUCACAUGAUGGAAGGCACGUCAGCAGCAGCGAUGGCAGACGCACACAUGGAGGAACUGGUGGAGCGAUCUGAAGUAGCUGAAGAUGGAGGAGCUCAGCUGUACCACGAUGGCUCUCUCUUAGCACCCGAAGUAGACUUCAUAAUAGAUGAACACAGCUCGACACACAGUAACAUGGAGGUGACAGACAGGCUCAUGUACUUGGAGCAGCGUCUCCAGAUUCAGGAGGAUGAAGUGCAGCUGCUGAAGAUAGCUCUGGCUGAUGUGCUCAAAAGACUCAACAUUUCAGAGGCUCAAACUGCUGCUCACACUAAAAGAGGGCCUGCUAAAGCAUCCAGGCCUAUGUCUUUGGCCCUGCAACCUAGAACAAGCAGUAAUACAGCCAACUCCAUGAAGAAGUGCUCCAGCUCCACACUGCCCUCUUCCACAUCCUUGAAGAAUUACAACCCUUUGCUAGCCACUAAAAGAGGCCCAGCAAGCAGUACAAAAGACAGUUACAGUCUUCCUGCAAGCCGUCGCACUGCUCCAACAACCAGCACCACCUCAACCCCCUGUAAGAAACUUCAAGAGAGCAACAAACCAAAGGAGAGCAUCACAAGUGUUGUAGGAACCCGACGUGUGACUCACUGCAAAGUGACUAUGCAGAUCUAUCUGAGUCACCCAGCAAAAAAGACUGGGCCAACUGAGAAUGCGGUCGCUAUACCAGUGCGGCCGAGUGUGUGGUCUCCAGAUAAAGCUGCCUCAGACAAGAAGAAAGUAGGAGCUGUGAAGAAGCCUCCCUGCUCACUAUCCUUACACAGGAGCACAUGUCAGAGCCCCUUUUCUCCUGCUGACACCCCUAUCUACAAGAGCCCCCUUAAGUCCCCUAGUCAGUAUUUCCAGAUCUGUUAUUAAACACACACAGUAGAAGAACCUGGACAAUCAAUCUGGUGUUCAUAAGCCACUAAAUAAAAGCUGGUGAUUGUUAACUAGUGGAAGUGACAUGUUGGUUAAUUCUUAACUCUCGAAUGACUAACAUGUUGGGUUUAAUUAUUUUGGUUCUGAUAAUGUGAAUUUGCAGGACGUUAUUUGUUGCAUGAUGUAAGUAAAGUAAUUUUAGGUUGUUUUUUUUUUUUUUUGGAAAAACGUACCAACAGAUAUUCAGUUAGUCUAGUAUUUGGCUUUCUUAUUACUUCCUGUAUUGUCAUUUCUCUGUAAAAAAGAUUUUUUUGAGUUGUUACAAAUGAUAUAUCCUAUAAUAAGAAGGCAAAGGCUCUUAUCUAAAGUAAUGAGUCUGUGUUAGUGCAUGCUGCCACCAAAAUCACAGUGCAAAAUCAUUUACGCAAUAUUUGACUGGUGGAGUAUCUGUAGGUUACCACAGAAGACUUUAAUUACUAUAGAAGGGCUAUAAUCAUACCGGCAAUCAAUCUGCCACUCCACUGAUAUUAUACAUUACUAUUAUACAUUACUGUCUGCAUAUGCAAAAGGAUAGAGACUGCACUUGUGACCAUCAUCAUGAAUUAUUAUGUUAGAUUUUGCAUGUAUUCAGUGUUAUAUAGUACGUGUAAGAGCUAAUGCUAAUGCUUGUGUUCAUGUGUAGGAAAAAGGGGACAGGCUUUGAAAAUCAUUUAAAAUUUUUCAGCUUCAUCCUACACACACCUGAAUCACAGAGAGUUUUUGGUCAUUUGUUAAUUUGGAGAAAUCUGACCUAAAGAAAUUUUCAUAAGGAAGUAAUAUAUUUCAAAUGAAAAUUGUAGAGUGCUUGAGUAACAGAUUGAAAGCCAAAGGUUUAAGCUAUAUGAUGUCAUAACUACCAGCCCUGUUACAUGUUUAAAUACACAGGAUUGUGGUCUAAAACUAAGUAAAUAGAUUUGCUGCACAUAGCAGUGUUGCCCUGCAGUGUACUGUAUUGUAUGGAAUAGACAGUGUAUAAUGAAUAUGUAUUAUUUUUAAUGUCUAAAAAGACAUACUGAAUGUUGAAUACUGUGUUAUUUAGGAUAUACACAAACCAGGGCUUAAUACAAGGCUAAACAGAUCAUAACACACAAUCAGAGGAUUUAUAAUUUCAUUUGGUAUAUAAUAGUUGAAGAAGAUACUUUUCUGCUCACCACAGUUGUAAAGAGCGCUAAGUUGAGUUGUUGUAGCCUUUCUGUCAGCCUGAAACAAUCUGGCCAUUCUCCUUUGUUCUUUUUCAUCAAUAAGCUGUUUCUGCUAAUAGGUCUGUUGUUCACUGGACAUUUUUGGUUUUUACACACACCGUUUUGUGUAACCUCUACAGACUGUUGCAAGUAAAAAUCCCUGGAAAUAAGCAGUUUCUGAAACGCUCAAUCCAGCUUGUCUGGCACCAACAGCCACAAUUCCAAUCAAAAAUCAGAUUCACAAAUAGAGAUUUCAAAAUAGAGAUUUCAAAUAGAGAGCACUUGGCCUGUAUCUGCAUGAUUUAAGUGCACCGCCACCACAUUAUUAUAUAGAAUUUAUUAUUAAACAUAAGCACAGGAUUAUGAUGCCUGUCCUACUGUGUUUCUAAUUAAUCUGUUCAUCUCCUACUUGAAGGCUAAAUUAUUCUACAUAAAACACAUCUUAUACUGUAAAUACUAAGUUAACUAUGCUGUAAUUGUAAUAAAACUAGGACUCAAAUGAUGAUAUUUGUACACAACGUACCUACCUAAUUCUGGAUGUGAGUGUAAGCUUUACUUCAAAAAGCAAAUAAAUAUGCUGGCUCAUAG